Penicillium argentinense is the source of this 579-nucleotide messenger RNA. Its product is annotated as cupin domain-containing protein. NCBI's taxonomy places the organism in Eukaryota, Fungi, Ascomycota, Eurotiomycetes, Eurotiales, Aspergillaceae. The transcript has a single exon. Bases 1 to 579 code for a protein of 192 amino acids. The record is from RefSeq and is a predicted model, not a curated record.
AUGCCCGACCAAACACCAAAGAACAUCCGCCCUCUCAACCGCUUCAUAACAACCCACGACAGCACCGGCAAAGCAAUCUUCUCAACCACUCUCCCAGAAGAAAUGCCCCUCCAACGCGUUGGCGACGGCGCAGACUUUAGCCUAGCCUAUACAUCAAGCCACUUCCCAGCAGAGCUGAACGAGGACACCGACAUCAGCGAGUACAACGCGUACCUCGCCAGUCCACCGGGGAUUACAAUCUCUACCGGCAACGUGUGCCGGAUCGUGGACAUGCAGCCCGGGGCUACGUCACCCAUGCACCGGACCGUCUCGCUGGAUUAUGGCGUCGUGCUGGAGGGCGAGGUGGAGCUUCUGCUUGAUUCGGGGGAGAAGCGCUUGCUCAAGCGCGGAGAUGUUGCCGUGCAGCGCGGGACGAAUCAUGCUUGGAGGAAUGUUACGCCUAAUGUUGUGGUUGAUGGGGUGAGUGCGCCGCAGUGGGCGAGGAUGUUGUAUGUUCUUUCGCCGGCGAGGCCUAUGAGUGUUGGUGGGAGGGAGCUUGGGGAGGUCGUUGAUGGGAUUGGGGUUCGGGCUAGUACUUGA